This is a messenger RNA of Prunus armeniaca (apricot), 183 nucleotides long. The record is from the annotation of a GenBank genome assembly. Lineage: Eukaryota; Viridiplantae; Streptophyta; Magnoliopsida; Rosales; Rosaceae.
AUGCUAGCAGUGGUUCUUCGUGCCUAUGGCAAGUUGAAGGAGCUCAUGAAUAGCCGCUUGACGGAAGAAGCCGCGGACCAGCAGAAUGGGCUAUACCCUGAUUUCUACCACAUUCAUUCCUUCAUGCCUUUUUAUGUAUCGCCACUUCAUGGAGGAGGAGGAGAAUCGGAUACCUUAAUGUGA